AUGAGCGAGGACACUGCAACUUCGUCGUCCAGCGCUCACUCGCGCGAUCAUAUCGACAGUCUCACAUGGUCCUCGACGCAAUCUGUCGGGUGUGGGUCUCGGCGCAGUGUGGUGCGCACCACCGAGAAGUCUGUGAUGUUCCGAGUGCGCACACAAGAAAAGCUGGCUAGCAGUCGAGGGGGUAAAAGCUCAAAGCAGACAUUAUGCUUAGCCCAGAGUGAUGGUAGGGGCGGAGCCGAUGACAAGGACAUCCACGAAACGCUGGCGGAGCUCUAUGCUGAGGCGGAGCGCAAGACGAAGUUGCUGAACAACGAGAAGGAGACGUUCCGGCGGGGACAGGAUCGUUUGAGCAGCUUACAACUAGAGCACGAGGCGCUUCUACGCAAUUUGGAGCAGUGUAAACGACGAAGAAAAGAGAGCAUUCGUAUCCAGAAGAUGCUCCGAGGACCUAAAGACGAGAGUGAAGACUACGAGCGUGAAAGGAGCAUUGCAAGCGACACGGACAGCGACAGCGACUACAACAGUCACCAUCGCCGGAGCAGCAGUGGCAGUGGCAGUCACCACCGACGACCACGACGAGAUGGCGCUAAGAAGGAGCGCAAGCGCCUGCGAAGAUUCCAGAGCGACGUGUCGCUGCGGUUCCAACUGCUGCAAUCCGAGUGUCGACGCUCCGACAUGCAAGUGGACAAGCUGAUAGCUGACUUGCGACGCGAGUACGCCGACUCGUGUCUAUUUGGCAACUCAUUGAAUUUCUAA
Messenger RNA from Phytophthora nicotianae INRA-310, 756 nucleotides. RefSeq lists its product as hypothetical. The record is from RefSeq and is a predicted model, not a curated record. The transcript has a single exon. Lineage: Eukaryota; Oomycota; Peronosporomycetes; Peronosporales; Peronosporaceae. The coding region runs from base 1 to 756 and encodes 251 amino acids.